Molecule: messenger RNA, 2734 nt
Organism: Raphanus sativus (radish)
Lineage: Eukaryota; Viridiplantae; Streptophyta; Magnoliopsida; Brassicales; Brassicaceae
Product: putative pentatricopeptide repeat-containing protein At1g09680
Exons: 3
Coding region: 55-1863 (602 amino acids)
Molecular function (GO): protein binding
Source: RefSeq, a predicted model, not a curated record
UGUUCAAUUUUCAUUCAAAGUCUCUCCAAAAUAGUCUCAGCGCCGGAGAAAGCGAUGUUCAGAAUCAAAAUUCUAAGAAGCACAGUCUCUCGAUCUCACCUACAAAAGUUUCCUCGAACAUCUUCUCUCUUCUCCACAUGGUACUCUCCAGAAUCUCUCUCUGAUCCACUAGUGCACGACGACGACGACAAUGAAAACCCAAUUCUCGUCAAACUCUCAGCUGCCAUCAGAGACUCAAACUCUUCGUUUACGUCAUGCCCCUCGAUCAGGAACCUCCUUCCAUCUCUCACCGCUCGUCACGUCGUCGAUCUCAUCGACCGCAACCCUCUCUCCCUCCCGCACCAAUCCAUCUUCGCUUUCUUCAAAUUCAUCUCAUCCCAGCCUGGAUUCCGGUUUACGAUCGACUCCUACUUCGCCAUGGCUCGGUUCCUAGCUGUCCACAAGAUGUUCGACGAAGCACAGUCUCUCGUCUCGCUCGUCGUCUCUUGGAAAGGGAAAAACUCAGCUUCCUCCGUCUUCACUGCUUUGUUAGAAACGAGAGGAAGCGAUUUCAUUGUCGAUGCGUUGAUGAUCGCGUACACAAACGUAGGGUUCGUACCCGAUGCGGUUCAGUGCUUUAGGCUAUCUCGGAAGCAUAGGUUUGUAGUUCCGAUUCGUGGAUGUGGCAGCUUGCUUGAUCGGAUGAUGAAGGUGAAUCCGACAGAGACUGUUUGGGGUUUCUAUAUGGAGAUUUUGGAUGCUGGGUAUCCCUCGAAUGUCUACGUUUUCAAUAUCUUGAUGAACAAGUUUUGUAAAGAAGGCAAAAUGUGUGAUGCGCAGAAGGUGUUCGACGAAAUUACUAAAAGGAGUUUGCGGCCUACGGUGGUUAGUUUCAACACUUUGAUUAAUGGGUAUUGUAAAGCCGGAGACUUGGAUGAAGGGUUUAGGCUCAAAGAGCGUAUGGUGAAGAGCAGAACACGGGGUGAUGUUUUCACCUACAGUGCCUUGAUUAAUGCGUUGUGUAAGGAGAAUAGAAUGGAUGGAGCUCAUGGGUUGUUUGACGAGAUGUGUGAGAGAGGGUUGAUCCCGAACGAUGUUAUUUUCACUACUUUGAUUCAUGGUCAUAGUAGGAAUGGUCGGAUUGACUUGAUGAAAGAAAGUUACCAGAAGAUGUUAAGUAGAGGUCUUCAGCCUGAUAUUGUGCUAUAUAAUACUUUGGUAAACGGCUUUUGCAAGAACGGGGAUUUGGUGGCUGCAAGGAACGUUGUUGAUGGAAUGAUCCACAGAGGUCUCAGGCCUGACAAAGUUACGUACACAACUCUUAUUGACGGGUUUUGUAGAGGAGGAGAUGCAGAUGCAGCUCUGGAGAUAAGGAAGAAAAUGGAUCAGAAUGGGAUAGAACUCGAUAGGGUGGGUUUCUCAGCUCUUAUUUGUGGAAUGUGCAAAGAAGGAAGGGUGUUCGAUGCUGAAAGAGCUUUGAGGGAAAUGCUGCGAGCUGGUAUGAAGCCGGAUGAUGUUAUCUAUACAAUGAUGAUGGAUGCAUCUUGUAAAAAGGGUGAUGUUCAAACCGGUUUCAAAUUGCUUAAAGAAAUGCAGAGCGAUGGGCAUGUUCCUAGUGUUGUGACGUAUAAUGUUCUGUUGAAUGGACUAUGCAAAUUGGGACAGAUGAAGAAUGCUGACAUGUUGCUAGAUGCCAUGCUUAAUAUAGGGGUUGCUCCGGACGACAUCACAUACAACAUCCUAUUAGAAGGUCACCAUAGACAUGCACAUUCAUUGAAACAUUAUAUACCGAAACCAGAGAUAGGGACUGUUGCUGACUUGGCCUCUUACAAGUCACUAGUCAGUGAGCUCUAUAGAGCUUCAAAAGAACACCGAAACAGAUGACACCUAACUGUUUGUUUCUGGAUAUACGAGCUAACUACCAGAGGUUGUUUUCUUCAUCAUAGGAACAGUAUGGACAAAACUGAAGCCCUCUCAUCUUUUGCUGCAUUGUGAUAAAGUUAACUGGUUCAGCGGGGCAUGACUUUUAAGAAGGGAAAACGACGAAGAAACCUGAAAACUGUCGUAGCAUAUAUAUUUAAGGGUUAUGAGUAAGGUACCUUUGUUCGCCUAACGGCAAUCCCAUCUUGUCCGAAACAGACUCUAAAGCUUCCUUCCAUUUCUUGAUCUGUUCCCCACUUGAAGUCUUAGCUAACCUCCAGAAGUUGCGACCGAACUCUGCCUUUUGGUAUCUCACGGAUGCGGCCUUCACCUUGAAGAAGAUGGGUAUCACUUGUAGUUUGCGUUGAUCGGCUCUUUUCUUUAUUUUCGCUAGCUCGUUAAGGCACCAGCGUGACUCUGCGUACCUUCUUGAGAAUAUAGUUAGAGCUAUUGUCGACUGCUUGAUCCUUGCAAAGAGAUGUUUCCGGUCUUUUCCCUUCUGUUCAUCUUUGUCUAUGAAGAAGUUGAUUCCAUGUCUUUUGAAUGCGUCAACAAGGUGGCUCACGAAGCUGCAGCGUAGCUCCUCUCCCCUGAAGUUGAUGAAUACUUGGUUAUUGUUAUGGAUGUGGAGGGGGGCAGAUAAGGUAUCCUUUGCUGAGAUAUUGCUAUUGCUCUUUUUCAUGUUGGUUAAUCUGUAGUUUGAAUGUGGGCAAUGAAAAUAUGAUUUGGCUGGUUCGCUCAAGUGCACUACUGCAUGCUUUCUAUUGCCACGCUUGAGUUAUGUAUUUAUAGCCUUAGUGUGGUUCAAGUAAUAGAGGAUAUAGUAUAUAUAUAA